Molecule: messenger RNA, 600 nt
Organism: Bombyx mandarina (wild silkworm)
Lineage: Eukaryota; Metazoa; Arthropoda; Insecta; Lepidoptera; Bombycidae
Product: macrophage migration inhibitory factor
Molecular function (GO): phenylpyruvate tautomerase activity; cytokine activity
Source: RefSeq, a predicted model, not a curated record
UUCAGUCCAACUCCGAGCGGUCUUGGAAGACAUGCCGUGCCUUAAAAUAUUCACUAAUUUAACAAACAGUUUCAUACCCAAUGAUUUUGUUAAUAAAAUAAUACCGGUCCUAUCCAAGGCUGUGCAAAAAUCACCUGAGAAAUUUAUAUGCCUGAUAUCCCCCGACUGUGCCUUAUCGAUAGGAGGCGAGUCGUCCACACCAGGCGCUGUCGCCACCCUGGAAUCGAUUGGUAACCUGGGCCCAAGCCAAAAUAAAGUCAUCGCCAAAGAAAUAACAGAUUUCGUCGAAAAGGAAUUGGGAAUCUCGAAAGACAGAUUUUUCUUAACAUUCUACGAUUUGAAGAACUUUAAUGUAGCUAAAGGAGGAAUCACCGUCGAUGUAUUGGAACCUUGAAGUACAUAUUAAAAAUAUAUGUUUAUCACAUAUGGUACAUACUUAGAUACAAAAUCUUAAGCAUAAAUCGUAAUCAUAAUUCAAAAUUAUUCCAAAAUGAACUACAUACCUGACCUGACCUGACCUGACCUGACCGCAAUAUUCAAAAGCUAAAGGUACAAAAAUAAAUGUAUAUGCCUACAAGAAGAUUUUAACAUUGUUUCGUG